AGACCCUAUAGCUCUAAUUGACUGACAAUUGUAAAACUGUCUGCACUUUCACUUUUCACAGACCUUUUAACCUCUCUGCAGGGUAUCUGGAGAACAUCGAUAAAAACUUUAAUGGCAAGUCACAUGUACCACAGUUGCCCAGAUUUCCUAAUAUGGUAGAGAGCCUGGAAGUUCGCCUUUCCGUGACCUUUUAAUCCCCGAAUUAUAGAAAACCAAUUAAAACUUAUUCUCCAUGUCAUAUGUAUCACAGAUCUAUCAGAUUCCCUAAUAUGGCAGUUAGGUAACGUAAUGAGAAAAAAUAAAUUCCCUUAUAUGGUUUUGUCACCUGCUUUAUAAAAUAUCUAUAUCUGGUAUUUUUACGUGUGUUUAUUGUUGGGGGGAUUUGAUCUUUCUAUUUUAGUGUACUGUAAAUCACUUGAUCGAUCUUAAUUAUGGUGUUUUAUUUUGACAAUUUUACAGAUGGAAGAUCUUAUGUCAUACAGUCAUUUAAUUUAAUUUCAUUUCAUUGUGUUUUAAUGUUGCAUUCCUCUUCUUACCCUUGUAAAGCGCCUUAGAGUAAUUUGUUUUAUUUAAGGCGCUAGAUAGAUUUUAUUAUUAUUAUCAAUACAUGUAUUUACAAACUGCCUUCACGCACAUGACCAGUACCCUUUACACCUGCAAUCAAAGAGGAAAGAUGACUAGCGGAGAUGUAAUGGACAUGGAGAUGUAAUGGACGUUGAUAUAUUUAAACCGGAGCAAGAAAUGAUGGGAAAAAAACAGUCAUCGCUGGAUUGAAAGUAAUUUUUCACGCAUAUGGAGACGUUCCCGCUGACGGUAAAGGGCUGCAAAAUUUAGGCCUAUGCUCGGCGCUUACGGCCUUUGAGCAGGGAGUUUUCUUUAUCGUGCCACACCUUCUGUUACACGGGACCUCGGGUUUUGCGGUCUUAUCCGAAAGUCACCUUUUACGACAAGCAAGGGGUACAAAAGAAACUAUUCUAAUCCAGAUCUGGGGGGGAUUGGGUGCUGAGGACCUAUUUUAACCCGGAUACUGAGAAGUGGUACUGAGGACCUAUCCUAACCUGGGUCCCGGGAGAUAUUGGGGACCUAUUCUAACUCGGAUCCUCACGUGACUUACUCUUUAGGAGCUACAUGCAUAGAAACGGUAACGUAAGUGAGAUAUGAAUAUACUCAGUAUAUCGGAUAAACUCUCCUUAGUGAAGCAAGACGUCAUGCCUUGAUGCGAAAUCAUUGAAGGAUCAGACAAUUGAAACCAGCAUCUUCGGUAGCAAUAUCAGGACUCCACACUGUUCUUCAGCAUCUUUCUUUGCCAUAGGGAAAAAUGAGUAACCCAGGUGAUCAGCUACAGCGUCUGAAAAGGCAGUUCGGUUUAAUGUCUCACAGACAUGACAAAGAUGAACUUUACACAGUGGUAGGGAGUCUAACUCCAAUACAGAAGACGGCGACUCAUAGUCGACAAUUUGUGUCACAAUUUGAAGAAACGCACUUGUUCUAUUUCAGUCUCUUUAAGCCAGUCCAUCAUAGACCAGUAGAUUCUUGGAUUGCAAGAGUCAAAAUAGAUAUAAACAAUAUCAAACAAAGUGGAAUUGCUCCAACAAUACGAGAACUUUAUGCAGUUAGCGAAAUCACAGGCAGAAGUAUCCUCCUGGUGUAUGAAAAUGGAGAUAAGGCACUUAAAGCACUGCAAAUUGAGCCUGUAAUACAAGAGAAUGACAAAAAUGAACUGCUUAUACUGCUUUUUACUUACUGUGGGGAAGAGCCAUGUUUCAUGCGAAUAAAAGGCUGCAUAACAGAUCUACGAGACUUUGAUGUCGAAAUAGUGAAUGCAAAUCAUAUUAAAUGUCUUGACAAAAGGUUCCGGAACAGUUUUAAAGACCUUCAAACUUCCUUCCUGUUAAAAGAAAAAUUAAUGCAAGAAUCAAUCGGGGCAGGAACAAAUAUAUUUUCGCUUUGCGGCCAAUUGAUUUAUGGGGACAAAGAAAUUGCAGUAGGUAUCAAAGAGCUUGUGACUAUGCACGUUACUGCAGAUGAUUUCCGGGAAGUUUACAAACAGUUUGUUGAUGUUGAAGCAUAUACUCCGAAGGAUGAAUACAGUGCUGUGACUGCUAUAUCAAACGAAAAGAAAAAAGAACAGAAAUUUGCUAGCUUAGCCGAAAAAGCUUUCAAGAAACAUUUGACUACUUGGGAAUCUUUAACGCAUGAAGAUUUGAUUGCCAUCGCAAGCGUUUACAACAUAGAGGUCUAUGUAUUGACAAACAAAGACAAAGGGGAAAAGCUAUUUCUGCCAAUAUCUGGGAACUAUAUGUUUGUUUUUGAGUCUCCUUUUGUUUUCCAGCAAAUUUCAAAGGUAUUGUUUAAAGGCAGACUACAGGACCGGGAAUGUCCAUGCCUGAGAGAUAGACCAAAACUUCUUGGAAACUUUCCGAUUAUGGAUGAUGAUAUUGACCUACAUAGACUACGAAAACUGGAUUUGAAAUCCUGCUGUCCAUCCAAACGACACAAACGUCAUCAACAUUUUCAACAUUUAAAUAGUGGUUACACUGAAAAAGAUGAAACGGGUGCUGACUCAUACAUUCAUCCACCGAAUGACAUCGAAAAGAUAAUAGAAAUAUUGGAUGAGGAAAGGAAAAUGUUAGAUGCUAUAGAUGGAGGAGGGAGCACGCUUGAAAACUGCAUGAGUAAAGAGAUAUUUGGAAAAGAAAAUGUAGAUUUGCCCAUAAGCCUUCCACAAGAUGAUCUGGACAAAGCUUUUGAAAUGAUUGCUGACUGGACAGGAGUUCCUGUAUAUGUGUUUAAGUAUUCCAAGAGCGAGUAUCGUUGGAGCUUAUUUCAACCCAGCAAACACAAUAGUGCAAGAAGUUCCAAAUGCAGAUAUUACAUAACCAUUCUCUACAACUCACAAAGUGGAUGUUUUGAUAGAAUUGUUUCAAAAAGUGGUUGCAAUUGUCUCCAGGUCCCACCUUAUGUUGCACCGAUGUCAAAAGGUGAAGGAAAUGCAGUCAGAGUGUUAUACUCAAAAAAGCAUUGGCCACUAGUGACAUUUUUCCCAGAAAAACCCAAAGAAGAAUUGUUUAGUGAUGAUGACCGGCAUGAAGUAAAAGUUAUUCCAAUGUUUUCUGAAAUGCUUCUCAUCACAGAGCGAAAAGAUAUGGAACAGCGUUUGUUAGAUAGAAUGAGCGAUUAUACUCAUUCUCUUUAUCGUUGCAUCAGCAAGGAAAUAUUUGGCAAUGAACAUUCAUACUUAAUGAUAAUGUCGGAAACUGUAGCAGAGAUCAGGGAAAAUCCAGACAUAUACGGCUCGUUGUUAAUGCAGGAGAAGGAAAACACAGAUUCGGAUUGUUUGAGGAAUUUCAGGUACCGUAGUCACCGAACUUUUGACUUUUUAAAAUUCAAUACAACAAUAGUCAAAGAAAGUGCCAAUUUUUUUGCCGAUCGGAUUGAAGACGGAUUGAAUUUGGGGGACUUGGAGAUUUUUGCUAUAGCAACUCGUUUUCAAGUUCCGAUUUAUGUCCUCUGUGUUCAUAUACAUGAGGAGAAAAUGGAAACGGAAUGGAAAUUGUUUACACAAUUAGUAAGGAAAAAACAGCCCCCAGAUUUCAAAACCAGACGGCAAUAUUUAGCUGGGGAAAACGCUAUCCACAAAUGCUUACUUGAUUCAACAAGCGGAUCCAAAUACUAUGUUGCUCUUUAUAAAACAUUUUCUGGGCAGUUUUACAGAGUUGCACCGAGAAGUAAUGAAUGCAAUUGUCAGAUGGACCCGCCUGAGAAUCUUACAAAUGAAGACAAACAUCAUAACGAACCAGAUUUCAGAAUAUUUUUCGAAAUGAACAAAGUAAGAAACAAGCUAUCAAUCAGCAAACUGGACUUGGAUAACUGGUUGAGAUGUAGUAUGGCACUUGAAAUUCUAUGCGGCCAAAUCAUCGACAAAUUAGAAGGACGAAGACGCAAUGUGAACAUUUCAAAUAUUGUGGGCUCGUCUGUGGGAAUCGUUGGUUCCGCUUUGGCCAUUGCUGGAGUUGCUACGGCUCCAUUCACUGCUGGGGUGUCUCUUGGUUUAGUAAUUGCUGGGGGUGUCGUAGGCUCUCUUGGUGGUCUUGGUGUCGUAGGAUCAAAUGUUACAGAGUUCGUUUUGAAUAGGGAUGCAAUUUUAAAGUUGGAAAGAUAUCAAAUGAACUACCGUGAGAGGUCAAGGUGUUUGGAAAAGUCUUUGUCAGAUCUCGAAAAGGAAAUGGAAAAAUAUGGGACUCAAUAUAUUGCCGAUAACAGUGCAACAGCAGUUCAAACGGGAACGGGAACGCUGCGCAUGCUUGGCAUAUUGCCAACUGUUAUUGUACGAGUUAUUGCACGAACGGUCACCAUGAUAGAUGUCGUCAUACCUCCCUUGUCAAUUUUACUUGAUGUAGGCGUACUAGGAUACAAUGUGUACAAUCUAAUUAAAGGGUCAAAAACAAAUGUCACCGAAAGACUACGUACAGUUCGAUCAUUUCUAAGAGCAACAAGAGUUCAGAUGUUUGUUUGGGGAUAUGGAAAUCAGGAAAAAUAUUUGCAAAGUGUUAAAGAUAUCAUUCCAAAAAGGUUAUAGAUUCUUUUUCUUGUAAUGACCAAAUGUUUACAUUUUAGUCUUUCAACAUCGGGUUGACACAAACACGGACACCUGACACAAGAGGUGUUUACUUCGCUCUCUCUCUCUCUCUCUCUCUGUUGCGUGUCAAUGUUUUCGGAAAUAUGCGAUCUUUAUAAAUAUGUUUCCACUGAUGGAUAUAUAAAUGAAUAUCAAUGUUGAUGUGGUUGCCAGGUAUAUUAUUCUACUUGAUUUGAUUCUGUGGAUGAUUUUGGGAUCUAUAUUUUUCGGUAGACGAAACUGUCAUGCUUAAAAUACUUCAUAAAUCUAAAGACAAUAUCUUACAUUUAAAAAAUUGCUAUUCGGAACCAGAAUGCCUAACAUGAUCAAUGUAACCAGAUUAAUGUACAUGGAGCCCAUCCAAUGUUUGUGCUGAUAUAUACUGUAAAAAUUAUUGACAACGCACGAAUAAGUGGAUUUUGCUAUGAACGAACUGUUGGGAAUGUGACUAAAUCAGAAGCCAGUUAUAAAGUAGGUCAUAUUUCAGAACAUCGAUGUGAAGUCCAUUAUUCAAUUAAAUAUGGCGGAAUAGAGAGCGUGUUAUAUUCUAAGUCAGGGCAAUUUAUUCUAAAUUAUAUCGGAUUAUGGCCAUUGUAAAACACUUGUGUGAUAAGCACGAGAUGGAUGAGAAGUUUAGUGGCAUGCACAUGGAAAACAGGAAAACAAAUGGGAAAUCUUCAAAAUUUGGAUCUAAGAGGAACAAUAGCGGUGCAGAUAGUGCGGAAGUGAGCGCUACUCUUGCGCCAUUAACUCAGUGUUAUAUGGCGACAUUGUUAAAUAUUUACACAAUACCGAAACGUAUACCUCUACAUCCGUAGGUAAAGACUCAGAUAAGUUAUUAGCAGAUAAUUUCAUUCAUUCAUCAAUCAUGGCAUGUCAACAAUCCCAAAACUGGCUUCUUCUAGUAGUAAAGACUAUUCAUCCCUCCACCAUCAAAUUCGACCCAUGGUUCAGUGAAUUUAUACAAGUAGUCAAACCCUUUGAAACCAAAAUUGUGAAUCUAGAUACUAAUCAACUCGGUCACAAAAAAUCAUCAAAGUUGAAAAUGAAAUGAAAAAAUUCGAAAUUAAAAUCAUGAAAAUGAGGGGUGAAAUGAGGGAGCGCGUUAAAAGAGAUUAUGGAGAAUCUUCGGGAGUGAACAGACCGUGUUGAAUUUGGAAUGGGGGGAAUCAGAUUUCCAGGUCAAAGACCUGGAAAAGGAAUAUCGAACAGUGAGGAAUGAUAUUAUUGAUUUGAAAUCGUAGCCUAUGAGACAAUUUAUUGUUUUCAAAUAUUCCAGAAGUGAGGACCCGAUUCAAACAGAAAAUAGUUUACAAAAAUUUUUGAAAAUGAUCUAGAAUUGGAUGCAUGUGUUGUAAAUGACAUAACGUUCGAUAAGGCACACAGGAUUUAGGGGCGUUCUUCUCCAAAGGUAAAUGUCGCAAAAUUCAUUUUAGAAACCGAAAGGCAGUUAAAAGCGUAUCCAGAAAUCUACGCGGAAGUAACUUUUAUAUAAAUGAACAAUUUCAACCAGAGAUAGUGGCAGAAAGAAAAGCGCUGAUGCGUAUCAUGAAAGAAAAGAGCGAAGGUCACCACGUUCGACUGGUUUAUAACAGCUUUAUAUUGAUUAAUGUGUUGUGCUGUCCACGGAUACCUGCUGGCCGGGAUUAGAAUUUGUCAAUGAUAAACUUCGUGUGUGUUCAUGGAACAUUAAUGGUCAUGGUAUGACAAAAUUACUAACCGUGAUUUUGUUUCUUGUAUUUCAUAUUUUGAUAUUGUGUUCCUUGGUGCAUGUUGACUUCAAAAUGAUGUACAUGUAGAUAUCGAUAAUAGUAUAAUCUUCAAUGAAAAUAAUCACUUAUGCAUACCUAGAAAGAGUUGCAAGGGGAUGACUUUUUUAAAAAGAGUUAAGUAGUUUUGAAGAGUCGAAAGAAUACGCAACUUCCGAGAUAUCAGCUCUUCUGUGAUGGAGGUACGUUUCGUGUUCUGUUGAACGCUUGGGUGGGUACACGAUGUAUACAUAUAUUAUAGGCUGGCUAUGUAAAUAAGGAUAAAAAGUUAUGAAAGCGUACAUUUUGUUAUACCAGCCAUUGGUAUACAUUAAACUGACCAUAUCAAGAAUAAUAUUUGUUUGAAUUAGGCCAUUAAAUCAAAUAUGAAAUCUAUUUUUUAUUUCCUCUUCUUUACGAGUGAUACUUUAAUCAAAGAAAGAUGGUGAUUAUCGAUUUUUGUUUGAGCUAUUUCAUUAAUAAAUACUCAUAAACUUACUAAAAUUGUGUGUCCCAGCAGUUUGGGUAGUUGCAUGAUGUCUGGUAAUCAUCCUUUCAGCAAUAUAUGAAGACAACGAUAAACACCUGUACCCACCGCAUGUGCACGAAAAUACAUUUUGCGUCUCACUCUGCGUAAGAAUUCAACAAAGGGGAAGAACUAUUAGGCAACUCGGAAAUUGCAUAUUCUACAUGAUUCUAUUCUGUGGAUACGAUUCGAACAAAGAUGAAAGGUGAAGACAACGAAGUUUUGUUUACAUCUCCCAUGAAAACAAUGUAUUUUACCAGGUGAACGAUGUUGACCUUAUUGAUAUACUUACAGACGAUGUGUCAUUUUAUAAAACUAAAGGUAAUGUAAUUAUCGCUUUUGAUUUCAACUCUACAGUUGGACUGACAUUUGAUUUUGUAUAUUAUGACAUUAAUUAUGAAUUGAAGUUUUCACUGUGCCGGUUAGAAAAUCACACGAUGUAACUGUAAAUAUUUUGGAAGAAAAUUUAUUUAAUUGUGUUAUUCGACAUGUGUUCGAAUAUGCAGUGGUCGCAAGGAAGACAAUAAGUCCGGUAGAUUUACAUUUUUUAUCCAGUUGGGUACAAGUGUAGAUGAUUAUGUUAUUGUUUCCUCUGAUUGUUUUGAUUUUAUGGAGGAUUUUGUUGUACAUAACUUUUGGUGCCUCACGCAAGAAAAAUUAUGAUGAUAAUGUUAAUAUUUUGUAAAUACCAGAAAUAAAAUAGUGAUGUGUAUAAAGAUGUUAAAUCUGAUAUAAGUCAAUCUUAUCGUGUCAAAUAUUUGUUUUCACUAAUGUUAAAUGACUUGUCUCAGAAAGGUAUGAAUAAUUGUGUCGUUAAAUUUACGAAGAGUUUAAAUGAUAGUUAAGCCCAAAUUGUACUUUUACGAAACCAUAUGUAAUAAUGUUUGUAAAACGAAAGUAUUUUCGACUUGUAGCAGUAUACCAUGGUUUGACAUCAAGUCCAUUGAAUUACUAAACAUAUACAUGAAUAA
Molecule: messenger RNA, 7863 nt
Organism: Ostrea edulis (European flat oyster)
Lineage: Eukaryota; Metazoa; Mollusca; Bivalvia; Ostreida; Ostreidae
Exons: 8
Coding region: 1319-4579 (1086 amino acids)
Biological process (GO): lipoprotein metabolic process; lipid transport
Cellular component (GO): membrane; extracellular region
Molecular function (GO): lipid binding
Source: RefSeq, a predicted model, not a curated record